Messenger RNA from Vicia villosa (hairy vetch), 2972 nucleotides. RefSeq names its product AT-rich interactive domain-containing protein 2-like. NCBI's taxonomy places the organism in Eukaryota, Viridiplantae, Streptophyta, Magnoliopsida, Fabales, Fabaceae. Gene Ontology annotation, molecular function: DNA binding. The record is from RefSeq and is a predicted model, not a curated record. The transcript has 3 exons. The coding region runs from base 1222 to 2670 and encodes 482 amino acids.
GAAUUAUAUAUAGACUAGAUACAUUGGAUAUUCAAUGAAUCUAAAAGUGUUAUAAAUAAGAGUAGUUUAUAUAUGUCAAACUAAUAAUAGUUUGUGUAAUAAUACUAUAUACUAUAAUACUAAUAUGUAUGUUUUAGUGAGUGUCGGAGCCCUUGCUUGGCCCGUUCAAUCCGACCCUGCCUCAUCUAAUCCGACCAUACUUUAUUAUCCUUGAAAAAUAUUAUCGACUACUCCCUCCAUAACGAUUUAUAAACAAAAAACACAUUUCUUUUCAGAAACUAUAAGCAAAAAACAUUAAUUUUAUUUCAUUUAAAUAUUUUAUUCUAAAAAUGCAUAUUUUCUAAGGUAAAAUUAAAUGCAAAUUGUAUUAAUUUGCUUUGUCUGUCAUUUUUUCCAUAAACAACCAAUUGAAAUUGUUUUUACAUCUUUCCACAAAUCAUAUUCCAAAAAAGACACAAAUUUAAAUUUUAUUAAUCGUUUGAGUCAAAGAUAAAAAGUUUUAUUUAUUGUAGAUCUGACCUAAUCGAGUCGGGCUUUAUCAGACCCGACUAAGAUGGGUCUGGCCCAGCUAAUUAACAGCCCUAGUAUUUAGCAUUCCAAAGAUUAAGACAACAUAUGGUUUGAUGUUCUUCGUGUAAAAAAUUUGUGUUGGGAAGUAAGAGAAAUACCCUGAGAGGAGAGGAGGGUUUUAUUUUCAUAAUCUCACAAGCUUAGUCAUUAUAUUUGCGUUGUUUUUCUCAUCCUUUUGAACGAUACAUCAAAUUCAGCUUGCAUUCUUCAUUUUCAGCAUUGGAAUUUAACAGCAGCACCAGUUGGUACCACCGGCGCCACUAUAAAUUAUCAAUUAUUUUCAGGUUUCAGCUUCGAUCUUGUAAUGUAAUUGUAUCUGUCUCUUUUCACCGUCCUAAAACCCUUCAUUUCAUUGUUGUCACUGCCAUUUUUGUGAUGUAUUAGUUUUCAUUUAGUGGUCUUAAUCAUUAGGUAAAUCUGUUCAUAAAAUACCAAAUGGUCACAACCCUUCAUACCCUUUUUUCAAAUUUGUGUAUACUUAUUAUAUCUUGAUCAGAUUUCACUAUAAAGUCUUGCUCUGUGUUUGUAUAAUUAACAUAUACAAAAGGGCAAGCUAGAAUUUCAUUUUGUUGUUUGUUUUUGCCUCCUUUAUUUUUGAGAUCAAACUCAGAACGUAUCAAGCAUAGAAGUAGAGACUAGAGAAUCAAAGUCAUGGCAAAUGAGUCUUCUCUUGAUCGCGUUGAAGCUGAAACUCUUACUGAUUUUCAUGGAAACAGCAGUUGUCUUGUCGAGGAUCGUGUGGAUAGUACUGAUCAUGACAAAACUAAACAAAAAUCUUUGUUUUGUCAAUUUUUUUCGGUUUACCUAAAGGAGAAUUGUAGUAGAGGUAAUUUGAGGCCUGUGCCGGUGACACUUGGUGAUGGUCAGUUGCUUGAUUUAUACCAUCUAUUUUCCCUUGUGAAGGAAAAUGGUGGGUAUGAUGCGGUAUCAAGAAAAGGGUUGUGGGAUUUUGUCUUAGUUGAACUGGGUUUGAAUCUUCAUGUUUUGGCUUUGGUAAAAUUAGUUUACGAAAAAUAUCUUAACGAUUUUGAAGGCUGGCUCAGCAAUACUUUUAAGGGUAAUGCCGCCUCUUGCUUGGAAAUAUCUGCAGAGGAUUUUAAUUCUCGCAAACGUGAACUAGAAUCAUCAUUUGGAAUGGUAACCUGGACGAGGCAUAUUGCAAAACAUCCGCUUGAUCCUGCAGCUAAACUGUUACCAGAACCUUCAAAAUGGGAAGAAAGAGACAUUCUCUCGAUGAGAAAACAUGUAGAACUAAACCGUGGAUCAUCUUCCCAGAAGGUGAAGAUGCAUUCUGCCAUGUAUGAAGAUCCUGUUGCUCUUAGUCAUCAAGGUACAAAGAAAUUGAGAAGUAGUAAAAGGCUUCGAAGCCCUGGUAAUAGAAAUAAAUGCCUUCUGGACAAAAAUACUGCUAAACCAGAUGUAGCUGAAAAGAAAAAAUUUAUGUCAUCUUUGGGUGGUUUCCAUGAAACGAGUGUUCCUAUAGGAUCUCAUUUCCAAGUGGAAGUCCCGGAAUGGACUGGUGUAGCUUCUGAGAGUGACCCUAAAUGGUUGGGCACACAAGUAUGGCCUGUUAAAGAUGACUCAAAACCUACUACUGAAACAGAUCUUGUUGGGAGAGGAAGACGAGGAAAGUGUAGCUGCAAUGUUCGAGGUUCUGUUGACUGUGUCAGAUUUCAUAUUGCUGGAAACAGGAUGAAACUGAAGCAUGAAUUGCGUUCUGUAUUUUACCUAUGGGGAUUUGAUCGAAUGGGCGAGGGAGUUUCACUUCAGUGGACAGCGGAAGAAGAAAAGAAAUUUAAGGAUUUAAUGAGGUUAAAUAUCCCCUCCGAUAACAAGGAUUAUUGGAUUGAUUUUUGGAACAAUACAUCCGAAGAAUUUCAAAUGAAGACAAGAAAAGACCUGGUGAACUAUUACUUAAAUGUAUAUCUUGUGCAGCAAAGAAGCUAUCAGAAUCGUGUGACUCCAAAGACUGCUGACAGCGAUGACGGCGAAGUCAAAUUUGGAUCUUUUGGUGAUGGAUUUGGGAGAAAAGCUAUCAAGCAUCGAUCUUUGGAGUUCAUGGAGUGCUCAGAGAACACACAGUGCUUUGAUUUUGAGUAGACAAAACAAGGAACCCAUUCCUUCACUAGGAAAGUUGUGGUGAACAUCAACAUUGAAAUGAAGAUAGAGGACAGAAAGAAUCAGCUUGGAGAGGAAUGGCUAAUGUAUUGAAACUUGCAAAAGCUUCUGUUUUUUUCCUUUAGGACAGCAUUAGUGCUGGAAAACUUUUUUUCUCUCUUUCUUUUGGACAGCAUUUGCGCUUUUAUACUAGUCGUUUUGUUGGAGCAAGCCCUUUCAAUUUUAUGUUUUUAUCUUGGCAGGUGUUUGACUUUGCAAUAGAACAAAUUUAUGUUUGUUAUCAA